Saccostrea cuccullata (small rock oyster) is the source of this 6458-nucleotide messenger RNA. RefSeq names its product protocadherin Fat 4-like. Bases 723 to 6209 code for a protein of 1828 amino acids. Gene Ontology annotation, cellular component: adherens junction; plasma membrane; catenin complex. NCBI's taxonomy places the organism in Eukaryota, Metazoa, Mollusca, Bivalvia, Ostreida, Ostreidae. Gene Ontology annotation, molecular function: calcium ion binding; cadherin binding. The record is from RefSeq and is a predicted model, not a curated record. Gene Ontology annotation, biological process: cell-cell adhesion mediated by cadherin; homophilic cell-cell adhesion; cell-cell junction assembly. The transcript has 29 exons.
AAAGGUCUGCCCAACCUUGCGUCUUUUGCCUAGUCUUUUUGUACCUGACAACUACGAAGUAAUUUACAGGAUAGGUUGUGUCGUAAUAUAUUACUUGGAAGAUCUAUUUAGAUGGCAUGAAUGUUCAAAAAUUCAUCUCUUGCUGGCCAUUUGGCUUUUUCCAGUUUUUACAUGGAAAGAGAUCUCGUUUUCGAGAUAUAUGCAUUGAUAUGUCUAUCGUGCAAUAGAUAAUGUAUGCACAAAUCAAAAGGCAAGGAGCACACGGCGGAAUGUGACCGGUUGACAGAAGAAUGUUUACUCUUCAAUGACACGUGAUCCCACCUGUGAUGUUUUUGGAGACUACUCCCUGCCCUUCAAAAAUGUAUUUUUGCAUGUAUCUUGGUGGGUAUUUCAUACAGUCUUAUGAGGUAAGCCUUUGAAAAUGAUAAAUAGUAACAGAAGAAACAGUAAGUAUACAAAUGUCAAAUAAUACAAAUGUCUGCAAAAUGUGGUGUCUGCUUCCUUGUCCUUGUCUUGCUCAUGUAAACGUUUAAUUUAAAUAUUUAGUUUCAGGUUCCUUCAAAUGUAAGUUUUCUGUUUGUGUCGUCUGCGUUUGUCUUGUGUCUAUUUCGCUUCCUUGUCUGCUUUUUCCGUCUGUAUGCUGAAUGAAUGGAGGAGUGAAAGGUUCAUUUUAAACCAUUUCUUUAUUUCCAGGAAUUGAAAACCAAUAACAUUUAUUUUUCAUGUAUGAAAAUUUUAAUUUUCCAGCAACCACCCCGAAUCCCUGCGUGGAGUACCGAGUGGGCCGGAAUCUCUCGGAGGGAUGUGGAAACCAUAGUGACUCCGGGUACUGCGUCGAUGAUAACAGCGCAUGCCUGCCUUCACCCGAAGGAACAGACUGGAAAUGUAUAUGCAUCAAUGGCUUCUUCUCCUUUAACUCCUCCUGUGUUCCAGUACCCGAGUCUUUAUUUGAUGAUAAGAACAUUUCUCUUGGAAUAUUUACAACAGACAGAGUCGUGUCUAUCAGUAAAAGCAGUACCAAAGAUUCAGAACACUACUUCAACUUUGGAGAUGAUGUACAAGCACUUGAUACAAAUAACGGCGAUUGCACUCUUAAAACCCUGGAAUCUGGAUUCGGUUGCUUUUUGAAUAAUACAGGAAUAAUUGUGAAGAUUGAAAAAUUUCUAGAAGAUAAAUUGUAUCACGUGAUUGCCCACGUGACUGUUUUUAUCGGACCAGAAAAAGCUAAAGUUGAGGAUACCUUAGGGAUAUCAUUUGAUAUUCAAACAAUUAGAGAAAACCAGACAAUAAUUUUAGCUGAUGGAAUAAUGAAAGACACUCUUGUUACCAAGGUAGAUUUGGUGUCGUACGAAACGAGUCCAUUUUUGUUUGGUGAUGUAAGUUACUUUCAUAUGGAUUCAAAUGGAAUUGUGAAAACGAAUUGGACAAUAUCAUUGGACGACCACGAUCCAAAACUCAUUUCUAAACUAUUUAUUACAUAUGCUUACACAGAUCUUUUUAUAGGAAUCGUUGUGUACAAAAAGGAGUAUAAAAUGGACAUAAACGAGAAUACUAAUGAAACUGUGAUUUGCAUAACUGCACCGAAUGUUGACAGUACAAUUCUACAGCCGCAUGACUUUGUUGCUUUACAAUCUAAUGGUUCAGUGGUGGUUCAGAAACCUUUUGAUUAUGAAACGAUCAAAGAAUACAAAUUUUCUGUGUUUAGCCAAUACAAUGGUCAAAAUUUUACAACCGAUGUAACAUUAAACAUCGUUGAUCAGAAUGACGUAAUGCCUUCAUUCACGUCAACUACAUAUAAUUUUAAAGCAAUACAGUCGGAUUUCAGUACCGUGGUGGGUGUAGUUUCAGCCUCAGACCCAGACACAGUGGGAAGCCUCGAAUACAACAUAACAGGAGAUUCGAGAUUUUCCAUCAGCCCUUCUGGUGUGAUAUCCUUGACAAACGCACAGAGGAAUGGUAACGCUACAAUUACCGUGUCAGACGGAAAGCUACAUAAUCAAGCAUCUGUUAACGUUGAAGUCAUUCCUGUUGUUACCAACGACACACACUCACAGUUCAAUUUUACUUGUGAGGUCUUAGAAAACCAAUCCACAGGAACCUUUGUUUGUAAUAUAAGUAUCAGUGGGUACACUGAUUACAUAUUCGACUUGCCAGAUGCACAGAAUUUCUUCAACCUCAAUGCAGAAAACGGCCAAAUUUCAACAAACGCUAAAAUCGACAGAGAAACAAAGCCUUCAUAUAACUAUUCUGUCUUUGCCAAAGAAGAAAAGCGGUCAUGCAAAUUUGCUAGCAUCCAGGUUCAGAUUUUGGUGAAAGAUGAAAAUGAUAACCCACCAUUAUUUGAAAGAGCAACGUACGUCGGAACAAUAAAAGAACAUUCAGCAAACGGUACAAUAAUACAGCUGGAUCAUCCUAUCAGUGCCACGGACAGAGACGUGAAUUCGGUGUUCACAUACAAUAUAUCUGGAGAUGCCUUUGAUAUCGAUGCUAGUACUGGAGAAAUUUCCUCAUUGAAAGUUUUAGACAGGGAAGGAAAAGAAUAUUACGACCUUAUCCUAGGAGUGUUUGAUGGAGUACAUGCUACUACUUCAAGUGUUCGAAUUUCAGUAGCUGAUAUAAACGACAAUCCACCAAUACUUCCAAGUACCACGUUCUCCAUUCCAGAGAAUGCUUCGGUAGACUCAAACAUAGGACAACUUCAUGCAACUGAUAAUGAUAAAAAUAUAAAUGCAGAACUUUUUUAUAGAUGUGCUUCGGAGUAUUUCAAGAUUAAUUCAACUGGUAUGCUGAAAGUGGGUCGUGAACUUGAUAGAGAGACAAUAAAUCACCAUGUAUUUAACUGUGCUGUCUGUGACAAUGGAAAACCUUCGCCACUUUGUGCAACAUCAGAGAUCCAAGUGAAUAUAUCAGAUAUCAACGAAGAACCUAGGAAGAAAAACGAUGGAAAGGUAUUCAGUGUACCAGAAACGUCUAAUUGUUUAAGUGUUUGGAACAUGGCGUCCUUCUUCGAGGAUGAUGAUCUAGGCAGCAAUAGUGAAUUAGAAUUUAGGAUUUUGAGUAAAUCCACAAACAAUACAAUUUAUGUAUUGGUUGAAGAUGUGAACGAUAAUACACCAAUUCCAAGCGAAGAUAAGGAUUUCGAAAUUAUCUUUUACAGUGGAGAAUGUAAAUCUGGCGGAUGUUCCAAGCUGGUGGCGCUUAUAACGGCUAGUGACGCUGACACUGGUAUAAAUGCUGAAUUGCUUUUUCAAGAGUUUGGUGGUAGUGCAGCAUCAUUUCUCGAGGUGGAGAGAGAUACGGGAUUAGUUUCAGCAAUAUCUCAACCAAGUGGCAACGGAGUCUAUCAGUACACAGUUAUCAUCUCUGACAAAGGAACCCCGCCACUUAAUGCUACGACCACUAUUUCACUAAAUGUGACUAUUUUAAAGGAUACCGGAUCAGAUAUCAUCCCGAUUUUCCCGACUGAUAAACUUGUCUUUAACUGGACGGAAAACGUUGAGUUUUCAGCGCCUUUCAUAUAUCUGAAGAACUUUACUACUGAUGAAACACCAUCAAGUGUCACCUUUCAUACACCAAACUAUAUCCAUGCUGAUUUUUAUCUUGAUGAUAACAACACGGAGCUUUUUGUUAAUACAACAGCUCUUCAGAUCAAGCAAGGAAAUUCUUCGUUUUUUGACAGAGAAAAACGAGCACUAUUCCGCUUUAUAGUUCAAGCCAAACUGUCACAAUAUAGCAUGCUGGCUGAAUUAAUUAUUAAUAUCCUUGAUGUGAAUGACAAUCCUCCAGAAUUUAUCAGUAAAACACCUCGAGUGGUUCUCAUCAGAGAGGACGCCAUAAAUGGCACCGGGCUAGAUGUCAGUUUGGAGGCGACUGAUAUAGAUGAAGGAGAGAAUGCGGUUAUAGCUUACAGGAUAUCACAAGAAGAAUGUGGCGGUGUAUUCCAGUUAAGGAAUACUAAAGAUAUCUACCUCAACGGGGAACUUGAUUAUGAAACGAUACCAGUCUGUUCUUUGACCAUUAAGGUGUAUAACCCAAACAAAGAAGAGAUGAAUUCUGUCACCAAAGUCAGCAUUGAAAUUGAAGAUGUCAAUGAUAAUGCACCAAUUUUCAACGCGUCUAUUUAUCAUAUAGCUUUGAACGAAACUAGAACGGAAGACCUGAACAAAAAGAAAACGAUCACUGUACCUCAGUUUUCUGUCGUUGAUGAAGAUUCCAGACAAUAUGGUACUAAGGGUUUACGGUUAUCAAUUGAAGAACCCUCUAUGUGUCCAGUUUUAGUAGAGAAAGACAGGGCUGAUGACUUUACGCUGACGGUUAACCCAGGCAUGGAGCUGGAUUAUGAAAAGAAGAAAAAUUACAACUGUACAUUGAUAGCAAGAGAUGGAGGAGGAAAAUCCUCAACUGCUCUUUUGGUGAUUGAACUUCUGGAUGUCAAUGACAACGCACCAGAAUCCGAUGACGUCAUUCAGAUAGAAAUCCUUCGUUCAAUCAAUAUCAGCCAUGUUAUUGUUGACUUCAUAAACGCCACUGACAAGGAUAGCGGCAAUAACGCUUUAAUUGAAUUCGCUUUUGCCGACACAAGUGGUGCUUAUAGCUUCUUUGCGAUCAAUUCCUCAAGUGGAGAAAUCUCCAUUGCAAAGAACUUGUCCAAGCUUCAAGUGGAUUCUGCUGAGCUAUACGUCAUAGUCAGUGACAAAGGGAACCCGCCAUUGUCAACCAAUGUCACGGUAAAAAUAACCAUAAUAGAUGAAAAUAGACGCCCAUUUUUCAACCAGUCCGUUUAUCAGGUAGAAGUGGAAGAAAACACAAUAUUAACAGGGUUGCUAACAACAGUGACAGCAGAGGAUUGGGAAAAGAAUGAAACGAAAAUAUGCAACUGUACUUACAGUUUCCAGCAUGAUGACGAUUCAUCUUUUUACACCAUUAAACAAAGAUCAGGUGAGAUAUAUGUAACCUCCCAGAAUCUUCGAUACGACAGGGAGGUUAGACCGGUGGUCAGUCUGACCGUGGUAGCUGAGGACGAGGGAGGGAAACAAACUAGGGCAGAGGUCCGCAUUAAAGUCCUGGACCAGAAUGACAACGAUCCCAAAUUUGUGGAAGAUUAUUAUCAAUUUGAAAUAUACCAGGAAGCCUUUGAAGGAACAUAUAUAGGCAAGGUCUUGGCUGUGGACAAAGACGAAGGGGACAACGCACUUACUAUGUACAGAAUCACUAAUGAAUCCAGUAUAGGAAGCAAUUACAAUGAUAGCGUGAUUGUUAUAAACGAAACAACAGGAGAGUUGUUCAGCAAUGGGUCUCUGAAUAUUGGAUCCGUCAAAGACUUUGAAGAAAUAGUAACAGUUGAAGCCUUCGAUAAGAAUGACUCUCUACGCACCGACAGAGUUCGAGUCUCCGUCACCAUUAAAUAUAACGAUACUAACCAGAAUCCUCCGGUUUUUAAUCUCUCAGACGAUGCGCGCUCCAAACCUAUAAAUAUUCCUUUGACAACAAUGACGGAGGGAUCACAUAUCUUCCAACUGACUGCAAUUGACGUAGAUUCUGGAAAAGAUGGUCAAGUUGUCUAUAGCAUAUUGGACGGAAAUGCCUUUAACAUGUUCCAUAUAAACAGCACAGGGGCAAUUUCACUCAGAAAAAAGGUGACGUUCGUUGGUGAUCAAACAAUAAACCUGACUGUUCAGGCCAAAGACCAAGGCGUCAAUGCAAAAUCAGGCAUUGUAAGCCUACCUUUGACACUAAGAGGCGAGCCUGAGUGUGGGCUUUCUACGACUGGUGCCAGUGCGGCAGAAAAACAGUUCCAGACCUACACAUGGUCGCUACUGGGUGUCACGUGUCUUCUUAUUCUAACUACUGGCAUUGCUAUUUGUGGAUGGUGUCGUUCCCGCCUAAAUGCCAAGAAAGCUUCAGAUAUUCAUGACGACAGCAGUGAACAGGCCAGAAUGUUUGGUCUAAAGUUAAAUCCUAGUUAUGGCGCGGGGCUACCACAACUAGGUAAAUUCCUGGAUUCAACGAACGACAAUCAGAGACGACGGUACAACUAUAGAAUAGGUAGCGUGGGUUUUGAAAGCAGCACCGAUGAGCCCGAGGAGUUUGACAGAAGGAGGAGUUUUAGACCUUCCAUGUUUGACCCAACACCCUCUCAGGCCCCUCCCCCACUACCCAAACCUAGAAAUUCAGGGGCUCCAUUCAUUCCUAAGCCAGAUUAUGAAUGAAAUUACUAAUUUUAUUUAGUGGACCAUUUUUUUUCUCUUUUCAAAGACUUAUUUUCAAUUCAUAUUUUGUCAUUGUAUGAAUGAUUUGUUUGCAACAGUUGUUUGUUGUUGCUAUAUGUGAGCAUGAUAGUGUAUACGUUUACGGGUAUCAAAUUGUUAUAUUUUCAUGACCACCAGCAUUGCUAGUAUGCUUAUCAAUAAUUGUACACUGGUUAGUUUUUAAAUUCAAAUUAAAACACUUGAAUGUCA